AUGUCGCGAUGUGGCUGGCUGGAAGGGCGGCGGCAGCGUGAAGACGGGAAAGGACAUAAGAUACGCCUUGAAAGAAAGAAAGAAAAAAAGGAGGAGGAGAAGGAGGAGGAGGAGGAGGAGGAGGAGGAGGAGGAGGAGGAGGAGGAGGAGGAGGAGGAGGAGGAGGAGGAGGAGGAGGAGGAGGAGGAGGAGGAGGAGGAGGAGGAGGAGGAGGAGGAGGAGGAGGAGGAGGAGGAGGAGGAGGAGGAGGAGGAGGAGGAGGAGGAGGAGGAGGAGGAGGAGGAGGAGGAGGAGGAGGAGGAGGAGGAGGAGGAGGAGGAGGAGGAGGAGGAGGAGGAGGAGGAGGAGGAGGAGGAGGAGGAGGAGGAGGAGGAGGAGGAGGAGAAGAAGAAGAAGAAGAAGAAGAAGAAGAAGAAGAAGAAGAAGAAGAAGAAGAAGAAGAAGAAGAAGAAGAAGAAGAAGAAGAAGAAGAAGAAGAAGAAGAAGAAGAAGAAGAAGAAGAAGAAGAAGAAGAAGAAGAAGAAGAAGAAGAAGAAGAAGAAGAAGAAGAAGAAGAAGAAGAAGAAGAAGAAAAGAUUGCUCUCAAAGGCCUCCUCACCCCCCUGGCCCUGGAUUCUCAUGGAGCCCUUCCUUUAUCCUUCCCCACACCCUCUUCCCCCCCACAUACUUGGUUACACAUAG
This is a messenger RNA of Closterium sp. NIES-65, 681 nucleotides long. The record is from the annotation of a GenBank genome assembly. Lineage: Eukaryota; Viridiplantae; Streptophyta; Zygnematophyceae; Desmidiales; Closteriaceae.